AUGGCAUCUACCGAAGGAGGAACAACUUCGGUACAAGUUGCACUUCGAAUAAAACCACUUACGGAGGAAGACUUGGAAAAAUUACCUACAAGAUUUCAACGUCAGAUCCUCACCACUCCAUCAAAUGCCCUGAACCAACUUAUUGUUGAAGGUGAUAAAAGGCAAAUCUUCCAUUUCGAUCAUGUGUUUCCUCCCGAAACCACUCAACAAGAAGUCUACGAAAGGGCUGUCGAAAAUUUGGUGGAUAAAUUCUUAGAAGGAUACAAUGUAACGAUUUUAGCAUACGGUCAAACAUCUUCAGGAAAGACGUACACAAUGGGCACAGCUGAUAAUCCAUCAACCCCGCUUCAAUUCAAAGGAAUAAUUCCUCGUGCUAUGUCAACUUUAUUUAAUAUAAUGAACAAUUCAUCAAUAUACCUGAAUCGAAAAUUUUCAAUUAAGGUAUCGUUUAUAGAAAUUUAUAAUGAAGAUUUAAUUGAUUUACUUGGUGAGGGUGAAGGUGAAUGUAGACCUCAGGUCAUGAUCCGUGAAGAUUCAAAGGGAAAUAUUUAUUGGAGUGGUUUACAGGAAGUUCAGGUUAAUAAUGUGAAUGAAGUUAUGGCAUAUUUGGCACAAGGAUCUAUGAAUCGACAAGUCGGUGCCACAGAUAUGAACUCGAAAUCUUCUAGAUCACAUGCUAUUUUCUCCGUCACUAUGUCACAACAAAAGUUGGUUUCUUAUAAUGGACCUAAUGGUUAUUUGUCCCCACCUCCUGGUUCAAGACCAACCACACCAUCAUCAAAGUUGGUAGGUUCAAGAGCAAACUCGAGAUUAGACCAUGCUGAUGAUGGUGAUUGGGUUACUAUAACGAGUAAAUUUCAUUUCGUAGAUUUGGCUGGUAGUGAGAGGUUAAAACGUACGGCGGCAAGUGGUGAUCGAGCAAAGGAGGGAAUAUCAAUCAAUUCAGGUUUACUGGCGUUGGGAAAUGUAAUUUCAGCUUUAGGAGAUCCAACAAAAGCAAAACAUACAACUCACAUUCCUUAUAGAGAUUCUAAGCUUACUCGGUUAUUACAAGAUUCUCUUGGAGGAAACGCACAAACAUUAAUGAUCGCAUGUGUUUCUCCCGCAGAAUAUAAUCUUAACGAAACCGUCAAUACCCUUAAAUAUGCUAAUAGGGCUCGUAAUAUUAAAAAUGUUGCUGCCAUUAAUCAGGAAGAAACCGGUUGGAAUGACAUAGGACACUUACAAAACCUUGUAAUCAAACUUCGUAGUGACGUAACAAAUUUAAAAGUCGCUCUUGCCAAUACAAAUACAAAUAAUGGAAUUUCUAACGGAACGAUAUCGCCUGGUAGAGUUACACCUAUCGGAGGAAGAGAGACGCCCAGUAGUAGAAUCAAAUCACCAACCGCGGGACAUUAUUCUUCAUUACCAACGGGAAUUGGUGGAAGAGUAACCCCAACAAUUUCAGGUAUUCCUGGACGAAGUACACCAACAUCCUCAACGGGUAGAAUCACACCAGGAAUUACAGGAAGGACUACACCAUCAGCUUCAUCGAUCCCUACCGGAAUUCCCGGAAGAAACACUCCUACAAAGUCCAGUGUACCUUCAGGAAUUCCUGGUAGAAAUACGCCAACAUCGGGAAUCUCCUCGGGAAUUCCAGGGAGAAAAACACCUACCGGAAUCCCCGGAAGAAAUACACCGACAUCUCCUUCGGGUAUACCUGGGCGAAACACUCCAACGCGUCGUCCAUCGUCACCACUUACCACCUUUUCACAUGGAAAUCACCCAGCGCAAAAUCACAGAGAUGUGGAGAUAUUGGAAGAACAAUUGUUUCAACUUAAACAAUCAUACGCCGAACUUUCAAAAAGACAUGCAAAAACUUCAGCCGAACUUGCGAUGCAUCAAGACAACUACGAUGAAUUAAAUAAUCUUAAAGCAGGAAAUGUAAAGAAUUUCAUGAAAGGCGCUGAACCCGUAAUUGAAGAGUAUGAAAAAUCCAUAUCAUCGCUUGAAAGUAAAUUGGCCAUAACAGCUGCGGCACUAUCACAUUCCGAAGCUAAUUUGAAGGCUAAAGAUGAAAAGCUCAUCACCCUAACAAAAAAUCAAGAACAAACAAAGAGUCUUAAUUCCAGCUUGCAAAAAUACAUUAAAGAGCUCGAAUCAAAAUUAGAAAAUCAUAAUAUUGAGACGAAAUUAGCGACCACGAGUGACGAACACCCAGAGAAAUUUAUUAGUGAAACCGUGAAAAUGCUCGAAGAACGAUUGACAGAACGUGAGGUUGCGUUCAAAGAAUUAGAGGAAAAAUUAAAACAAGCUGACGUGAAUCAAGAAAGGCAAGAACUUUUGAACAAAAUCGAUAACCGAGAUAAACGAAUUAGUGUUCUUGAUGUAAAACUUAAUCUGCUUGAGGGUGAGUUAAAGAAAUUCAAUGGGAAACAAGAUUCAACUUCUGAAAGUUCAACUGCAAACAGUGAUCUUGAAUCGAAAUUAACGGAUUUACAAUCAUCAUAUCAAAAAGCUCUUGCUGAUUUGAACCUUGAGCGAGAAAAGAAUGAAGCCAAUAUUAAUGAAGUCAAAGAACUACAGAAAACCCUCAAAGAAGUCAAAUCAAAUGGCACAAGUGAACAAUAUCUAUCAACAAUCAAAUCUCUUGAAGCCAAACUUCGAAAGACAGAAACCGAACUUGACGAUACGAAGUCGAAAUAUGAGAAUAGCGUCUUACGAAUUCAAGAAUUACAAUUGUCGCAUGAUAAUAAUUCGGAAUUUUCAUCAACACCCAUGACUCCGAUGACACCCGCCACGCCACAAAAUGAAUAUUACUUUAAAGAACCUUCCAACGCUAAUGUUUUAUCAAAGUUUAGUAUACAUCGAAAAGCGAAAUCUUUAUCAAUUGACCUUAAAGGUUCAGAAAGGCGUGACCUCGCCCAUACUGCAAUUGUUGAGAAGCUCCAAUUUGAAUUAAAAUUAUUCGAAUCUUUCCAUAAGGAUAAGCAACAAAGUUUGGACGCGGUUAGGCAUGAAUUGGAUCUUCUAGAAAUAGAUUAUCAAGAAACUUUACAAUUGGUGGAUGAGCUCCGAGAGGAACUUCAAAGACGUGAUGAUAAGGAUAAGUCGAUAUCAGAAGUCGAAACAACGGAUGAAAUAAAUCAACAACUCCAAAAGGAGGUUGAACAACUUACAAAGAAACAAAAUCAACUUUUACAAAACAUCGCAGAACGUGAAAUUGAAAAUAAUAAAAAGGUUGAAGAGAUUGAAAGAUUAGAAUCAAAUAUUCGUGAUCUUCGUAGCCAAAUGGCUGUAGCAACCCCUGUUAAAGAAAAUGAAGAAGCAAUAAUACUGCGCGAACGCGUGGCUAAACUUCAAGCGGAAGUCGUUUCCAACGCGGAUCAUGUAAAUAUAAUCAAACGACUUGAAAGUGAGCUUCGAGAGGUUAAAGAGGCGCAUAAACUCGUCAUUCAAGAGAAAAAUAAACUUACUGCAACAUCAACAGAUGCAAGUGAUGAAACCUCAUCUGAUAAGCUUGAACAAAACGUUGACGAAAAUGUAAUGGUAUUACAAGAUACCGUGAGACAUCUCGAGGCUCAAUUAAAGAUGAAAGACAAAGGAUCACAACAAACUUCUUCUCCAAAAUCCGUUGAUUCCGUGCAAAAUAAUAUUGAUACUUCUGAUAGCAUUAGUUCGGAUGUUGAUCAGGAUUCAAUAAACACCUUACAAUCUCAGGUUUCAUCACUUAAAUUAGAUAUUAAAAAUAAGGAUGAUCUGAUUGAUACAUUGGAACAAGAGUUGGAAGAUAAAGACUUAUUACAAAAGAACCUCAAAAACAAAGAAACAGAGCUAGCAUCCCUGUCAAAACAAUUAUCGGACUUUAGGAAUAAGGAUGAGGAUAUGCGAAAGAGAAUAAAAGAGCUCGAAUUACAUUUGGAAAGUGCCGAAAGCAUCAAAGAAACUAAUAAGUUGCUGGAAAACGAAUUUGAAAGCGUUAAAAAAGAAUUAAUAGACGUAAAAGAGAAAGAAGCUCAUGCACUUGAGCAAUUAUGUAUAUUAGAAGGUUCGAGUUCAAAAGUGCAACAGGAAUUGGAACGCAUACGUAACCUGGAAGUCGCGCAACAAGAACGAAUCGUAACAUUAGAAGCUCAGUUAUCGGAACAAGGGACACAGUUCGAUAGUGAAUUUACAAAUUUAACAUCAGCAUUGAAGGUUUCGAAAGAAUCAGAAAUUAUGAAUAAACAAACAAUCGCUGAACUCGAAUCCAAAUUAAAUAAGUCCGGAUCUGUAAUUUCAACGCUCCAGUCUGAAAUCGAAGUGUUGAAUUCCAAAGAAAAUGAGACACUUUCUAAACUACGAAAUGAAUUAUCCGACACUAAACUAGAGAUGGAAUCACGAAAUGAAUUAUUGUCAGAACUUGAAAGUCUUUUAAUAUCAACUGAAAAAGAGCGUAAUCAGUACCAUGAACGCGCUGAUGAAUUAUCAAAAUUAAUUGAAGAACAGGAAGAAGAAAAGAUUUCUGAUUUAGAAACUCAACUUGGUGAAGCAAAGAUUUCAGAUGAAAGAUAUGUUGGAAUGAUCAAUGAACUUAAAUCUACAUUGAAGGAAUCUAACACUCAUCUUAUGGAAAAACAUGAAUUAAUAUUCACUAAAGAAAAUCACAUUAAAGAACUGGAAACCACCAUUAAAAAGAUUAAUGAUAAAUUAUCUGAUGCAGAAUUAUCCAAAACUUCUGAAUCUGAACAUGUGAAAUCACUUCGAGACAAGAUUGCAGAGAUCGAAGCUAAGUUGGAGCAAAGUCCAUCACCUGCAGAUUUUGAAUCGGCACAGCAAUAUGCAGCCAAACAAGUUGAACUCGUUAAAGAAUUGGAAAAGAGAAUCGAUGAAAUUAAUGAAACGAACUUAUCAGAGGUUUCUAAGCUAAAUGAGAAUAUUGAUAAAUUAACCGAAGAAUUAAGGGAGACGAGAUCCGCCGAAGAAGCGCAAAAGUCUUUAGUUCAUGAAUUAGAUUCUGAACUGAAAGAAAAAGAAGAAAAGAUGGCGGAAUUAAAAGAAACGCUAAAUAGCACCAAUGCGCUACUCGAGAAAGUCAAAGUUACUGAGAAUAAGCAGGCUGAAUUCAUCCAAAAUUUGGAAUCUCAACUGAAGGAUAUGAAAGAUGCACGUGAUCUUCGGGAGAAAGAAAUAUCGGAACUUAGUCGCACUAACGAAUCACUUAAUGAUCAGUGCAUGAGAUUACAUAAUGAAAUAAAGGACGUACAUAAUGAAUCUGCUAGGCAAAGCGAAGAAAGUCUAAAUAUUUUGGAAGAACUAAACAACCAGCUUGAAAUCGAAAAGAAUGAACACUUAAGUGACAAAGAAAAUCUUGAAAACCAGGUGCAAAAAUUACAGAAAGAAAUUGGAUUAAUGAGCAAUGAAUACUUAAGUGACAAAGAAGCUCUUGAACAACAGGUGCAAAAAUUACAGAAAGAAAUUGAUUUAAUGAUCAAUGGACACUUAAGUGACAAAGAGACUCUUGAACAACAGGUGCAAAAAUUACAGAAAGAAAUUGGUUUAAUGAGCGAUGAAAUAAUAGAGAUUGCUAGAAAAUAUGAAGAUGCGGAAGAACUUUCAGCAGAAUAUAAACAACGAAUAUCAAAUUUAGAAAUCGCUCUUGAAGAGUCCAAGAAAUUAUCAAGUGAUAAAUUAAAAGCCGAUGAAACUCAGAAUACAAGGUCAAUACCAACAUUGGAAACGUCUGAAUUCGGAUCCAAGAUUUCACAGCAGGAUAAUCUUAUUAAAUCGCUUCAAGAAGAGAUUAUCGAACUCAAGCAAAGAACGUCAGAUGAUAAUAUAAUAUACAAACAUGAAGUUGAAAUUAGAGAAUUGAACCAGGAAAUUUCCAAAUUAGAAAAGAUGAAUGAAGAAAAAUCCAAAUUAAUAGACAAUUUAGAAGGAUUAGUAAAAGAUGACGAAGUUGAAAUGAAAGAAUUAAAACAAAAAUUAGAAAAAUUACUACGAGAAAAGGAUGACCUUCUAAACGAAAUCGAAGAUUUGAGAGUUAAAUUAGAAGAAAAGACAGAUCAGCAUGAACAGUUAAUGUCUAUACAAAAAGAAAAAGAAGAGAUUGAAACUAGUUUAGAAAAAGAAAAAUUAGCCAAAAAGAAUGUUGAAGUUGCUUAUGCCAAUCUUGAAAAUCAAUUCGAAGAACUUCAAGGCACAAAGACUCCACAACUGCUUGAAUUACCUGGUGGAAAAUGGGGCGAGUAUCAUUUACAUUUUGAUCACUGGCAGGCAGUAUGGAGGACCCCUGUUAAGUCCCGAGAAGGGGAACAUACUUCCACGACUACGGUGAGCGCGUGCGUCCCGCUCACUUUAUGGCGUUCGUUAGAUCCCGUUGUGAACCAUCGAAACAAGAACGUGGAUAUCGAUAGAUUCUGGAAUGAAGUUGAACGUGAAUCUCUGGAUAUAGACCAUGCAAAAGAAAAAAGUCAACUAAAGUUGGACCAGGUAAAAAUAGCUCGUGCUAUGACAAAGGGGACUGAAGAAGGCGUUGAAAACAUUAUGAAAAAUGUUAAUAAGGAGCUGGAUGAGUCAGUUACAGAUAACGAUAGCAAGCCUUACUCACUAAGAAAGAGACCAAGGGUUGAUUACAAUGAGGAUAGAAUUUAA
Funneliformis mosseae is the source of this 6615-nucleotide messenger RNA. Lineage: Eukaryota; Fungi; Glomeromycota; Glomeromycetes; Glomerales; Glomeraceae. The record is from the annotation of a GenBank genome assembly.